AUGCCCACCGAAGUGGUCUUAACAAUAACUGGCUUCCGCAAGCCUGGUCUCGAUGAGUCCUCCUUGCACGAGUAUUUAACAAACCACCAUGCACCCCUUGCGCUACCCUUCCUGCUGAAAUACGGUGUUAAGGAGUAUAGCCUGAUCGACCAAUUCUCCACCUUCACACCCCACGUCGAGCAGAUGCAUAUGACCGAGAAGCUAGCGGAUUGUGACUACAUCGUGCAGUUUGUUAUGGAUGAUAUUAGGCAGUUUACAAGACUCUGGGAGGACGAGGAGUUCCGGAAAACUGUUAAGCCGGAUCAUGUGAACUUUGCGGACGAGAGCAAGUCUGGGAUAUCGAUUGGGUACAGGACGAGAUUCAUCUCGCCGGAGGAAGGGUUGGGGCAGUUGAAAAAUUGAGGACAGGCUCAUUUCACUACAUUUUGACCAUAAAGAAUGUUUAAUGCUAGAGGGCUGGAUCGAGCUGGACAGUUAUAGAUUGGUUGAUACUUCGAUGAGAUAGAUUUAUAUAUAAUGCUGAGUAACAAACCGCCUCCCCCCUGCGCCUAAUUUUCGAACCUUAAUCAAUGAAACCUAUGCAACCCAGGGAAUCACAAAAAGAAACGUGUGGCAUAACAAGUGUAGCAUAAAGUGUAGCAUAACAAUAGUGUAUGGCAACUCUCCGUGCGCUUUGACGGAAACAGAAAUCGUGAAUUCGUGACUUCGUGGCGGUUUAAGGUCGUAGUCAAGUGUAUAUACUCCUUCGGAAUCACGCCGUCUGAUCUAGACGGAUCCAUUCUCUCGGAACGUCCAUACUGCGGUUGACGCGCGCCCCAGGUGUUAAGGGCACGUCGACUCGUCCUGAGCCUCGCUCAUCGUCGACAUGUUCUUCGUAGGUGGAGAGACGCGAGAAGUAGUCUUGCAGCACUGCUUCGCGGUCGUUGUCUCCGACUAUACUAGUAUACUCUGGCGGAGGUGUGAUGAGGGGUGGCGGAGGAGGCACCUCGUCAAAUGCGGGCGGUGCAAAAGAUGGGGCGCGGAG
Molecule: messenger RNA, 1024 nt
Organism: Aspergillus nidulans FGSC A4
Lineage: Eukaryota; Fungi; Ascomycota; Eurotiomycetes; Eurotiales; Aspergillaceae
Product: EthD domain-containing protein
Exons: 3
Coding region: 1-402 (133 amino acids)
Molecular function (GO): oxidoreductase activity
Source: RefSeq, a predicted model, not a curated record